Molecule: messenger RNA, 2401 nt
Organism: Gigantopelta aegis
Lineage: Eukaryota; Metazoa; Mollusca; Gastropoda; Neomphalida; Peltospiridae
Product: serine/threonine-protein phosphatase 6 regulatory ankyrin repeat subunit C-like
Exons: 9
Coding region: 63-1364 (433 amino acids)
Molecular function (GO): protein binding
Source: RefSeq, a predicted model, not a curated record
AUGUGUUCUUCUUGGCAUAAUAGAGUUUUAAAUUAUCGAAACUAAUCAACAAGAUAAACAAUAUGGCGUCGAAAGUAAACGAUGGCAAAGUUGCUUCAAAACAAGAAGCACUAAAUUCUAAGUUAGUUGAGGCUUCAGAAAGAGGAGAUGUUAAUCAGGUCCGAGAGUUGUUAGAACACACAAAAGUCAAUCCAGAUGUCACAAUCAAAAGAGAAGGCAUUGCCAAGAAUUCAUUGCACCUGGCUUGUUCUUAUGGCCAGAUUGCUGUUGCUUCACAACUACUGAUGGAAGGAGUUGACCCUGACCAGGUGAGUUCGAUGGGACGGACUCCACUGCAUGAUGCCUGUGUCGGCGGCCAUAUUGAAUGUGUGGAGUUACUUGUGGAACAUGUUAAAAACAUUAACAGAGGCGACAAAGAUGGGCUGACUGCUGCUCAUUUGGCAGCCUAUAAUGGAGAAACAGAAUGUCUUAGCAUUCUCUCCAUAAAAGGUGCUAGAUUAGUGGCAGAAGACAAGAAGGGGAGACAACCAGCACAUAUGUCUGCUAUGCGGAACCAUGUAAAAAUUCUAAAGCUUUUGUUUGACCUUGGUGUUGACCUUGACUGCCGAUGUGAAGCUGGAAGAACACCUCUUCACUAUGCAAGCCAGUAUGGAGGACUGGCAUCACUCAUCUGCCUGGUGGAGCGCGACUGUGACACAAUGAUGGGAGACAAUGGCGGGUGUCUGGCAGCUCACCUGGCAGCCAAGUGUAACAAGAUUGACUGUCUGAGGUUUCUCGUCAAGCAGGGAACCGGUCUGGAUGCUGUGCAGGGAGAAGGCAAAGCCUUAGCUCAUGUGGCUGCAUAUCACGGAUCUGGCCAAGUUCUGCACUGGUUGCUGGAAAAGGGAGCAAACCCAAACUUUCAAGACUAUUAUGGCAAUACCCCGGGUCACUAUGCUGCUGAGAGUGGGAAAGCGGAAUGCUUGAACUGUUUCCUGCAGCACGAUGGUCGGAUGAACAUCGAGAACCUAGAGGGCAGCACUGUGUUUGAUACAGCACGGAAACACGGUCAUCCACUUCUCGUGGAAAAAGCAGUGCGUAAUGAAGUGACGUGCCAUUUGUGUUAUUAUCACCAUGAGAAAGAACAGUGGGAAAGAAAACAUCAGUCAGCUCCAGUCCAGAAAGCCAUGUCUAAAGCCAAACUGACAACAUAUGUGUCUCCACUGCCACACGUCAGGCAAACACCAUCUCAGCUACAGAUGAAUUUGAAGAGGCGAGAAGCACUACACAAAAGCCAAGCCAAGAAAUUACCUACUCGAGAUCUAGCAGCCAAAUAUUACGGAAAUUUUCUUGAUCCUAACGAAACAUUUAAGUUUCACUUAUAAAAUGUUUACUACAUGUUUCUCUGUAUACUGUCAAACUUUGUUGUGUUCAUGUUGAAGGAAGUGAACCAAACAGCUAGAUAUAGCAGUGGGUCGAGAUAAAUGCAAUAAGUCUUCGUGAGAAGUAUGCCACGAGACAGAUUCUUGACGUCAACACUUCCAGGACUAACAAAAAACCCAGGUCAAAAUAUUAAAGGACGUUUGACUUUAUUUUUAAACAGGUACCUCAUUCCCAGUAAUGUUUUUAACUUCCAUACAUUUAAAUUAUUGUACAUGUAUAUAUACCUGCUUAACAACUGCCUCUGUUAAAUAAAUACCUUUAGAAGUCAUCAUAUUAUUGUCGUCGUUGAACUUCUCGCAUAUUAUACAUACCUAUAUUAAGCUACCACCAUUGAAAUAGAGACAACAUUUUGAUGCUUAAUGCAGCUUUCACUGUGUAAUGCAUAUAUUAUGUACAUUUAGAAUAAUACGUUUUGAAAAUGCAUUGUAUUGUGAUUAAUUCAACAAAUAUACUUUAAUAUGAAUGUUUACCGGUACACAUUUCUUACAUCUUUUUAAAUCGGUAAUCAAUUUUGUCAAAUCCUAUGGGUUUCUGGUCAUCCUAAUGUUGGUAGCACCUCAAAAUCAAUUUAAAUGCGGAACACAAAAGGUGCAUACCUCAGAAACAUGGAUGAUCAGGUUUAAGGCAAAUAUUUCCAUAUUUAAUAAAUUUCAAUGUCAAUCUGUAAACAUUCCAUUCGUUUUGUAAUAUUUUUAUUUGGUGGGUUGUGAGCACCAAAACAAUUGAUCCUACAUGAACAUUUGUGUGAGAGUCCUAAACUGUUUGUGUGUGGGUUUUUGUAUAGAGAUCUAUAAACCAGUACUGAGUGACAGGUUUACUGAUAUUGCUGAGACAUUUGGUGAGGAAACACAAGACACAUUAUUAUCCAUAUGGUUCAAUAUAACCGAGUUAAUAUAUAUCAUACGAAGCACACGUGUAAUAACAGGUGUGAUGACAUAAUUUUGGGCAGCGACGUCAUAACAGGAUGUUGCUUCUCCAG